GGAAAAAAUAGUGGUUCCCUACGUCUCUAAUUUUUCGAUUAUAUAGUUAAAAAUUUACAUUUAUUUAAGUGUUUAUCUCAUCCUAAAUAGUUAUAGCAAUAAUAGAAGUAAGAAUUGUGUGUUUUUUCUCGUAGAAAUUGUGAAAUGCCUUUGGAUCAAUAGCAUGAUAUACAAUAGUGAAAUGACUGUUUCCCCUCUUGCUCAAUAAUUAGUGAUUGUUUGAAUGGUGAUAGAGUUCGUCGAAUAAUUUUAUUAUUCGUCAUUAUUCUAAGGAGUAUUAUCGUGGAAAUAGCGUAGGAUAAUGAAUUCCAAUAACCACAACCCACAUCGCAGAAACUCUUCUAAUUUCAACAGACACAACAACAAUCAUCCAAAUCGCUCUAACCAUCCAAUUAACCAUCCUCAUAACCACCAAAAAUGGCCAGGCAGAUACCCCAAGGAAUAUAAUAGAGAGUAUGAAACUAAUUUUAAUAGACGUGAAUGUCUUGUUGCUCCUAAUGGCAGUCCUAAAGAGCCAAAUCACUUGCAUAGCUACCCAAAGAACCCCCAGCUGAGUCCAGGGGCCAGGAACAACCUUCCACAUUACAACAACGAAGCUUCAGGACAUCAACACCAAACCCUACGUGUCGUAUCAAUGCCUAUCGGACACGGUGCGAAUGCCGGAGGACAGAGUUUCCACCCUAAUCCUGGCGUUCCGGUAGGAAGCACCGGAGAUCGUCGCCACAUUCCCAGCUUGGUUGAUAGACGUCACAUCUCUCCACCUCUGCAUAUCAACAUCUGCGAAAACGGUAAUGGCAUGAUGAAUAUGAACACACCCCCAACUGAAGGUCUACCGAUGCACCCAAGAGCCAUGAUGGACUUUUCUCACGGAAGAAGGAGACACGGGAUAGAUAUGCGGAUGAGCCCUGUUCAUUUCCAGCAGCAUUCUCCGCCAUAUUAUCGGCAGUCCAGUGAUGAGUACAUCAAAAGUGAAAGUCCAUCUUGCAAACGCAGACGUUUGUCCCGCUCCGGUCAUCAUAUCGACUUAAAUGUACAGCCUCCUUCACCACCUCGCAGGUCUCCCCGGCAACAUCCUCCAUCCACUUCACAUCCUCCAAUGCAGGUCCCAGUGACAAUUCCAAUGAACCACGAAGCAGUUUGGAGCUACACCACAACCCCACACGUGUCUCUAUGCACAGUUCCACCGAGCGCACCGCCUCACAUGCACAACUGUCAUUUACAUAAUGUAUACGCCGCUGUACCGCCGCUAGUACCACAACAAUUCCCACCCGGCUGUCUCCCCCAUCAGACUUUCGCCACAUUCGGACCUCCAGCACCCAGCGCAGUUCCUGUGCCGCCUCAGCAUUACUCUCAUCAACGUAUUCCUCCACAGAGACCUGACACAUUUGAACUAGAUCUGCUCAAUGAACAUCACCAUCAUGCUCACACUCAUUCCGCCAUUCAUGGGGCAUCUUCCCUUCAUGUACCGCCCAUUCAGAUGUCUUCGCCGGCUUCUCUGUUUCUGUCGACAGAGACUCGAGGUGCUUCUCCGUUGGAUAUUCUACACGCUAGUCGCACACGUCAGCACAGAAAUGCCCGUUUGCUGUCUCAAAGGACCCGUUGGCAUCACAGUCCUCCGCUCAUUGCCGCUCCCGCUGGAUUUUUACUACAUUUCUUUACAAUGUUUUCAAACUCGCCAAUGUCUCCAUUCAGCCAAAGCAGCUCAGACACUACUGAAACUGAAAAUUACGAAGCCCUUCUCAACCUCGCCGAGCAGCUGGGCGAAGUUAUCCCUAGAGGUCUCAGCAAGCUUGAGAUUGAGCAACUCAUCAGCUACAAAUACGAUGCCGAGACACACGAAGGCGACCAGACGUCCUGCGUAGUCUGCAUGUGCGACUUCGAAGCUCGGCAAGUGCUCAGGGUUUUGCCAUGCUCACACGAAUUCCACGCCAAAUGUAUUGAUAAGUGGUUAAGGUCAAACAGAACCUGCCCCAUCUGCAGAGGAGAUGCUUCAGAAUAUUUCACGAAUAGCGAAUAGAAUGUUUUGCCUUUUUCACACAAAUUACCACUUCUAUAUAUUUUCAAGACAAAAUAAAUAUCACCAAUUGCAACGCUUUAAGAGUAAUUUUCGUGUCAGGUGCCAUUAGUUGCCAGUAAUCCUAGAGUAAAUGUCUUUUAUUUUCUAUUAAUAAUAUUAAUAUUACUUACUUAGUGUUGUUAAUUUUUAAGAAUGCAG
Messenger RNA from Diabrotica balteata, 2215 nucleotides. The record is from the annotation of a GenBank genome assembly. NCBI's taxonomy places the organism in Eukaryota, Metazoa, Arthropoda, Insecta, Coleoptera, Chrysomelidae.